AUGGUAACUGAAAAUGAGGAAUUUACGUGGCCAUGGCAAUACAACUUCCCUCCUUUCUUCACUCUCCAGCCCAAUGAAGAAACUCGUCGAAAACAGAUGGAUGCCUGGUGUCAGUUGGUGUUAAAUUACUUUCAAAACAAGAAGCAAACAAAUCUUGAUGUGUCAUCUCUAGUAACAAUACACAAAGACCUAUUUAGCAACCAGAAAAUCAAUCGCAAGGCUAAUUUGCAGCUUAUCCAAGCCAUUCUAGAUGAGCUUCAUCGCCGUGGCAACUUAGAAUGGAAUGAUAGAUCCCACAAGAGCGCCACAAUAGCCUGGCGUAAGGCAAGCAGUUGGGCGGCGGACAUUGAGAAAUGGGUGCGUUCAUCUGGUCGUGGGAACACUGUCUGCACAAUCUACGAGAUAAUCGAUGGUGACGAUACUGAGGGUGAAUCUUUCCAUGGAAUUGAUCAGACGGUGAUUAUGGAAGCACUCCGUUACCUCGAGAAACACGGCAAGGCGGAGAUUAUUGAUGGUGGCGAGGGUGUCAAGUUCUUUAUAUAA
Molecule: messenger RNA, 543 nt
Organism: Rodentolepis nana
Lineage: Eukaryota; Metazoa; Platyhelminthes; Cestoda; Cyclophyllidea; Hymenolepididae
Source: the annotation of a GenBank genome assembly